Molecule: messenger RNA, 1395 nt
Organism: Galleria mellonella (greater wax moth)
Lineage: Eukaryota; Metazoa; Arthropoda; Insecta; Lepidoptera; Pyralidae
Product: lipase 3-like
Exons: 5
Coding region: 25-1329 (434 amino acids)
Biological process (GO): lipid metabolic process
Molecular function (GO): hydrolase activity, acting on ester bonds
Source: RefSeq, a predicted model, not a curated record
UUAUAAUAAAAAAUACCAGUUAUCAUGUGCAAAGCAGACGUUUUAGUCGUUUCGGUUGUUGCGAUUGUUUGUGCGAGCGUAGCGCCAGGGCUCGCACGGCGCUCUCCAAACGCAGACUUAAUAGAAGAGUACUAUGUUAAAGGCCCCGAAGCUGGACGUUAUUCUAACAACCUUCUGGAGGAUGCUAUGCUUGAUGUGCCUGGUUUGAUAGCAAAAUAUGGAUAUCCAAUAGAGAUACAUAAUGCAAUCACAGAAGAUGGUUAUAUUCUCGAACUUCACCGUAUUCCUCAUGGUCGUGACGAAAAUAAUGUUCCCGAUCCAAGAAAACCAGUAGUUUUAGUUCAACACGGACUCUGCUCAUCAUCUGCUGAUUUUGUUGUCAUGGGUCCAGGAACAGCUUUAGCCUACGUGUUUGCCGAGGCUGGAUUUGAUGUAUGGCUUGGAAAUGCACGUGGAAAUUAUUAUUCUAGAAGACACUUGACUUUGGAUCCAGACUAUAAACCCGAUACAGGGCGAAAUGAUUUUUGGACGUUCAGUUGGGAAGAGAUAGGGAGUAAAGACUUGCCCGCUAUGAUUGACUACAUUUUAGCAAUAACAGGAAAACCUGGCUUGCAUUAUGUAGGCCAUUCUCAAGGAACCACGGUAUUCUUUGUGAUGGGAUCUUUACGUCCAGAAUACAACAAUAAAAUAAUUUCUAUGCAAGCUUAUGCUCCUGUCGCUUACAUGGAACAUAACACAAAUCCUAUACUUGGUGCUUUAGCACCAUACGCAAAUAGCAUAGAGGUUCUAGCCAGUAUAUUCGGAAUAGAUGAAAUCUUGUCUAAAAGUCCAUUUUAUGCAUGGAUUGGAAAUAAAUUCUGUUCUGAUGAAGCUAUUUCACAGAUCGUUUGUUCCCAUCUUUUGUUCUUGAUCGGCGGAAGAAGUGAAGAGUUACAUAACGCGACAAUGUUACCGCUUAAGUUGGCACAUACUCCAGCAGGCAUUUCAUUACGACAACUUGCACAUUACGGUCAACAUAUCCAUAAAGGUUAUUUUAGGCGGUACAACUAUGGCCCUAUUUCGAAUUUAAUUGUGUAUGGGUCUUUCCAACCUCCUCUUAUCGAUUUGUCACUGGUUACUGCACCAGUUUUUCUGCACUAUGCCGAAGUAGAUCCAUUUGCAGCUUUGCCUGAUGUUGACAGAUUAUGGAGAGAACUGGGCCGACCGAUACAAAAAAUUCUAGUUCCUCAUAGAACAUUUAGUCAUGUUGAUUUCAUGUGGGGAACAGAAGCUAAAAGUUUACUUUAUGAUAAAACAAUUAAUAUAUUGAGAUCUAUUGAAGAUUUAUAAGGUCAUAAAUUCAGAAUAUCAUAAUUUUAAAUUUAACUUAAUAAACCUAAAUAAUUUGUAUUGUGA